This is a messenger RNA of Gilbertella persicaria, 1518 nucleotides long. RefSeq lists its product as uncharacterized. Lineage: Eukaryota; Fungi; Mucoromycota; Mucoromycetes; Mucorales; Choanephoraceae. The transcript has 9 exons. Gene Ontology annotation, cellular component: trans-Golgi network. Gene Ontology annotation, biological process: Golgi to plasma membrane protein transport. The record is from RefSeq and is a predicted model, not a curated record. The coding region runs from base 1 to 1518 and encodes 505 amino acids.
AUGACUACAACAAUAAACGAUACAUCACCCAAACAACAAUCACGCUUUAAGAGAAUAGAACUAGUGAUUGUGCCUGGAAGAAGUCUAGGGCCUUUUCGCUUAGGUUCCUCACUAUGGGAUACAAUACAGCUCUUAUCAGAUAAACCACAGUUCUUUCCUUCUGUUGAAUUAAAAUAUAGUCAAGAGAGCCCAUUGGAAUAUGACUUCAUUAUCGCUUUACCUGCCAAUGGUCUCAACCUAAGAUACGAUGGCUCUUUUCAACGAUUAAAAUCUGUGGAGUGUUAUGAUCCAUCCAAAGUUAAACUUGUUUAUCAAAAUAGUGAUGUUAGUUCAAGUAGAACUAUUCCUACAUUCCUAUUGAUCUACAAGUCUUUUGGUCCAACUUAUCCAGGUGAAUUUGAUGCUCACUUGAGUAUUUAUACACUUAAAUACCCAGGACUUGCAUUCACAUUUCCUAUACCCACACGCCAUCAAUCCUUGUACACAUCUUCAACUGACUUGCCACUUGAAUUCCCUGAUGGCACAACACCUAUUGCAUCCAAAGUGAUUUUAUACAGUAAUAGUAAUACAUGGCAGCAAGCAACUGUGCCUCCUUUAUCUAAAGUGAUUGCAGAAUUCAAUGGAAGUAACUCGAUUAAAUAUGGUAAAUUAGGUAAACGAGAGGUAGAGCAUGUCAUUGCCAAACCUACCAAGGGUAUUACAUUACGUUUCCCUGCUUAUGGCAAUAUGGAUACAGAAUUGCAAAGAGAAAACAAUAACAUCAAUAAUAACAAUAACAACAGCAACAACAACAUGAGCAAUAACAACAUACCUUCCUCUAAUCCAAUUGUAUAUCAUUCUAUCUUUAUUGGACUGCAUGAGACAACAGCACAGGAUAUUUUAGCGGAUUUAGGUAAACCCUCUAAGAUAUUUUACAAGGAAGAAGAUAAAAUGAAGAUCCAUUCAGUUAUGACACACGAAUCAUCAAACAGUAACAAGCAACAACAACAACAGCAACAACAACAGCAACAACAUCCCAUUGAAUCAAAGAUUUCUAAUGAUAUUGUCAAUGCAAAUGAUGAUAAAGACAAAGACCCAUCUGUGGUUCAGCCAACAGACUAUUUCUUUAACUAUUUUCACUUGGGCAUUGACAUUUUAAUGGAUGGUGCAUUACAUAUCUGUAAGAAAAUUGUGCUUCAUGGUAACGUGCCUGGUCACUAUGAUUUCCAAAGAUAUAAACGAUGUCCUUUCUCAAUGAUCUUUCCAAGGCAUAAAAGUAAGAAAUCAGAUGCCUCCAUUCUAGUAGAUGUUGAAGACGAGUCUGAGAAUACAAUUACAGCUGACAUGAAGAUCACUACAAUGCAAGAACACAUUCCUUGGGAAUCCAGUCAUGAUAUACAGCAACAUAAGCCAGUCAUUCUUACCAGAGGAUCCAGUGAACAAAAUCCUUUUGGAUCCACUUAUCUGACUGGAUAUGAUGAAGGCGUUGUGAUGGAAGUCAUGAAGAAUGGCCAUGUACCUACCAUUGUCUUGUUUUAA